UGACAGUGCCGCAACAACUGUUGACACAUUCUUGUCUGUUUUUGACAUCACCGCCAUGCAAAUUAUUUCUUCCACGCAUAAUGUAAUAAAAUGAAGUGCUUCCGCGGGGAGGAAGGCAUGCGAGGCGUUUGACAGCUAGCUAGCUCUGGCCCCUCCCAUUAUGACUGGGGUGAACCUGAAUUACCUGUUCAAAGGGCUGACAGACUGAUCGGGGUGACAGGACUCACUACGACAGCAGCCAUGGAUGGAGGCAGCAUGGGGGAUGAUAUCGAAGCGCUGAUUGAGGACAUGGAGUACAUUCCGGGACACUUCCACCUGGAUCUACACCUAAAUUGUGAACCACAUGGGCCCCCAGACCUCAGAUCCCGGGAUGUCCGCCUCAAGCGUGAGAGCCUGAGGGCCGAGCUGGAGGCAGAGUCCGGGCCCCAGCAGUACGCCGUGAGGAACCUCCUGGGCUUGCUGACCUUCCACCUGGAUGAGCCGGAGAACGCAGAGGAAGCCUUCAGGAGCAUCUGCGAGGAGGAGCCGGGCAACCUCAACGCCUGGGCAAACCUGGGCCACGUCUACGACCAGCUGAAGAGGGAGGCGGAGGGGGCUGAAUGUGUGGAGAAGGUGUCUGUGCUCAUGGGUCUCGCGUCUGGGGAGGCGGCCAAGGGGCAAUCCAGACUGCUGGCGGCGCGUUGCCUGGCAGAGCAAGCCUACGCUCAUCUGUAUGAUGUGGAGCUAGACAACGAAGAGGACUUGAGGGAGAGGCUGACUGUCGCUCUCACGUUAUACCACAGGGCCCUGGACUAUGGAGGUCAGAUGAUACCGACUGAAGAGAAGAGAAGCUGGUAUUUUAAAAUGGCAACAUUGUACAUAAGAUUAGACAGCUUGGAGAAGGGCAAUGAGGACUCCGAGUUCACCAGAGUGUCUCAUUUCAAUAAAGCUCUAAAGCUGCUCACAGAAGCCAUCAAGUCUGAGAAAACGCAUAACAAAGCUCUGGCCUGGUGCUACGUGGGAGUUAUGCUGGAAAGGAAAGACGAGUUUGCCGUAAUCCCCAUGUCGGUCCAUGACUGUGGCUACUCUGGAUCUGAUCCGCUUUGCUGUUAUGGAACGGCCAUCAAGACUGCUAAGGAUGAUGCGUUCAUCUUGAACCGUCUCGCCAGUGUGUUUUAUCUUCUGGGCAAGUAUGACAUGGCUAUGGGCAUCUGCAACAUGGCUCUGAAUGUCCUGCCUGAUGCAGAGCUCAACUGGCAAGGCUACUGCAUGCGUGCCAAGAUAAAUGUCACAGCUUACAAGAGGGACCUGGAAAAGGCCAAAUCGGCUAUGGCAGGUAUACCAGACCGCAGAACCCUAGAUGAUGCCAAGGCUGACUUGGAGCAUGUGCUGAGUGUACGGCCAUGUUUGAAGACACAUCUGGAUAUGGGGCAGGUGUAUUACUACAUGGGUGUGGAUGCCCUGCAGGAGAGCCUUUUGGUGGAUGAGCGGGCGCUGAACGCAGCGCUGGUGAGCCUGGCUCAGGCGCUGCAGUGCGAGCUGGGCGACAGUCUGCCGGAGGUGCAGAUGCUGCGGGGACGCUGCCUCCUGCUGAAGGGAGAGGAGCACAACGCCGCCGAGUGCUUCAAGCGGGCCCUGGAGCUGGAGCCGCCGGGGAGCCGGGACACAGCGGCCCUGCGCUGCCUGCUGGAGACCAUGCUGGUCCUCUUCUGCCAAAAAGGGCCCGACCAGAGGUCCCUCAUCGACCAGCUGGAGGCAUGGCUGAGGCGGGCCGAGGAGAGGCACCCGGCCGACGCCGUGCAGGCAGAGCUCAGGGCGUUCUGCAGGGCCCAUACGGACGAGGUGGCCGAGCUGUCCCGGGCGCUGAUCCGGGCCGGGCGGCUGGAGCUGGUGCGACGUCUGUUGGAGACGAUGCAGCCGGGCCGGCCAGCUGCGAGGAGGCCUUUCCUCAGGUCCAUGACCGUGUGAGAGGGAAGCGAGCAAGCCAGGGACAGGAAGUGUGAACGGGGGACUUAUUUUGCCAGGGAAACAGGGCUGCUGUAAGGGGGGGUAGCCAAGGGGGCCCUUAAUGACAGGAACCUAAUAAAUUUGCAACAUAAUGGGAUGGGUCUGGUUUGAGGCCCAAACUCCCCGGCAACACCGCUUCCAGGACGUUCCUUUCACAAAGGUACCGUCUUCACUGGCUGUACACCCCC
Molecule: messenger RNA, 2174 nt
Organism: Brienomyrus brachyistius
Lineage: Eukaryota; Metazoa; Chordata; Actinopteri; Osteoglossiformes; Mormyridae
Gene: ttc22
Product: tetratricopeptide repeat domain 22
Exons: 7
Coding region: 241-1947 (568 amino acids)
Molecular function (GO): protein binding
Source: RefSeq, a predicted model, not a curated record